AUGAUUGAAGAAAAAGGAAGAAGGACAGAGUCUAUGAAGGAUGUACCAUUACUGAAAUACACAACAGGUGACGCAAAGAAUCACGUAAAUCUUCACUGCUCCCCAAUCCCAUUUUUUGUUGCAAGGAAAAAAAGCAAAUACCAGAUAGACGUGGCUAAAAAACUUCAAUUUAUUGGAAUCUACGAACAAGCUGAGGAGUUAGUUCUCACAGUCCGCAGAAGCAAGGGAGUGGAACAUAAAUGGUGGAUGUAAGGGUGCAACAUGAGGAACACGAAGCACAUGGUACGGUUUCCCACCACUUCUCGUCACUGGGAAGUGCUUCACAUGGAGAUGGGCAGCGAUGGCAUCUAUCGUUAUGGGCAACAUUUCGAGCUGGACUAGGUCACCCGCAAGCAUCAAUGUCACAUCCUCGUUAUUCUGUCAUUUGAGAGAUUAGUGCAGCAGUCGCUGUAUAUCUACGAGAGUAGAUAUACAUAUCUUAGUGAUAGUGUUGUAUAAGUUCGCUCAUAUUUGGUGUAUUAGAAAACUUCUGUAUGUAGUUUUACUUGUCGUGCGUAGCGCCCGGUUUAUGGAGCAGAUAACUCGCACCUUCUUGAUCGGUAGCCAUCAUGGCUUGUUGUUUAGCUGCAUUGCAUCUGUUUUGUUUCACAGUUGUUGGUUUGUGUGGGGAGCGUUCCCCAGUGACUGUACGUAAAGCUGACGAAUGAACCUUCA
This is a messenger RNA of Cylicocyclus nassatus, 714 nucleotides long. The record is from the annotation of a GenBank genome assembly. NCBI's taxonomy places the organism in Eukaryota, Metazoa, Nematoda, Chromadorea, Rhabditida, Strongylidae.